Messenger RNA from Aureobasidium uvarum, 1131 nucleotides. Lineage: Eukaryota; Fungi; Ascomycota; Dothideomycetes; Dothideales; Saccotheciaceae. The record is from the annotation of a GenBank genome assembly.
AUGUCGACACUGAUCAAGCCUCCGCCGGCUGAUCCUAGCAAAUCUGCAAUCGAGAGCGUGCUCGAGCUCAAGCAAUUAACCGACAUCGAUCCUGGUAUUUUCACCAAUACACGACCACUAUGGCAUCCUCCUGGCGCUCGAGGAAUAUACGGAGCGCAACGAACGGUCCGCGAUGACUUCACCGUCCACAGCAUGCACUGCUACUUUGUGCUAGCCGGGAACGCAGAGAUUCCGAUCAUGUAUCACGUCGAGAAGGUCCGAGAUGGCCGAAGCUUUGCUACACGCACCGUACAAGCACGACAGCGAGGACGCCCCAUCUUUACAACAACCAUGUCGUUUGUUCGAGAAAACAGCGGAGGUGCCGAGCGGGUCGAACAUGCAGUCGACAUGCCGACGGUCCCUGGGCCUUCGGAAGACUUGGAUAUUCCACAACAGGACAACAGUCCUUUCCAAAGCCAACGCAUCCAUAUCCUCAACCACGAAUCAGGUCGGCCGCAAGACAAAAAGACGAGACAGUGGAUCAAGGCUAGGGGCAAGAUCAGUCCCAGUGGAGGACACCAGGCACAUCUGUCGGCACUCGCGUACAUGAGCGACAGCUAUUUUAUAGGCACAGUGUCACGGGUGCACCGGCUGUGGAGAUUCUCGACAUCGGACAAGGACGGCAAGUCGACCAUCGACAACUCUGUGCUUGAGAAGCUUCGUGACAUGGACGAUGACACGCUGCGGAGAAUGCAGGGAAUGGACGAAGAUGUCAUUGUCGCGUUGAGAAACAUGAAGGACAUCAACAGCGUGGAACAGAGACGACCAGAAGUGGGCAUGAUGGUAAGUUGGAACUCAUGUGCUUCUUCAGAGGGCAAGAGACUGAUGGACCGAGCAGNNGUCAGUCUGGACCAUACCAUCUACUUCCACUCGCCGCGCAACUUCCGUGCAGACGAGUGGAUGUUUACCGAGAUGGAGAGUCCAUGGGCGGGCGACGGCAGAGGAUUGGUAUUGCAGAGAAUGUUCACAAAGGACGGCGAGCUGGUUGCAACAUGUGUGCAAGAGGUAAUGACCAACAAACAUGACAAUCAGGAUAUGCAAAAGGCUGACAAGUGCUUCCAGGGCGUGGUCCGACUAAAGGAAAGGGAGGUA